AGCGACGACUAGCGCGUUCACUGACAAAAUGACUGAUGUGUACUAUGUGACAACACUUGCGUAGUUUGCAGAGGAAUACUUGCCGACAUUCGCCCGAUGAGAGAACACUUGGACACUGGAAUAUUGAACAAUAAAUACCAACGUACAUUACAUUUGAAUUGGAUUAUUGUUUUUGUGUGCUAACUGUAUAGGCCUACCUGUACCGUAGGCAUGGGCUGUAAAGGGUCCUUUGGUUGUGUGCUGUCAGUGGCUGCCAAGGUCUUGUGCAUCCUUGUGCUGAUAACACAAUCAGCGUUGUUGGAUUACGUCAUCAUACGGUUGGACACCACGGCAUCCGAUGCAGGACGUUACAUCUGGAUAGCCCUGGAUUCCAUCGUUGUCAUCUUCUGGAUAAUUGCCUUGGUUCUUUCUUACCGGUUUUUCCACUUUCCAAGCCAAGAGAAAGUGCCAACUGAAGGAUACAGUGGAAAGCAGAUCAUCAAACUUGCCCUGAAGGAGCUCCCGUUUGCAUACGUUUCGUGGCUUCUGUAUGCCGUCAUCCUCGUCGCAAAGAUCAAUCGAAUGUUUGUGGCAUUCGCCGAGGAUUUAACAUCCACAAAUGAAUCCCUGCAGACAAACACAUCCCUGAAGAUCAUCCUCUCUCUGGCUGGUGUCAUCUUUGCCCUGCUGGCCUACGCUCACCAUAACGAAGCCCAUAACUCCAAAUACAAACUCUUGAUCGAGAAGCUGGGCACGGCCGCUAGUAUUGACCUCCUGGAUGUUGUCAUGUUGCUUGACAUUUUGUUCAUUGAGGACAAUCGCGUGGAGAUUACGUUUACUCUGGAUAGAACCAUCCGGGUGUUUUCCUCCAUCUGCAUCCUGCUGCCGGUGUUUCCACUCAUCGCCUUGCGGGUGAUAUCCUCCAGCGGGUCGGCGAAGACUGACAAGGUCUUCCCGAUUGUGAUGGUGCUCAACACCGCCUUGUACCUCUUCCUGGUUAACAUCCCGCUGUUGAGCAUCCGGAUGUUCCUGUGGUUUCACCACGACGUGGACAUCACAACCUGGCUGACCAAGAACGUCAUGGCCAUCUGCAAGGGGGUGCUGGACAUUUAUCGGGAGCUGGUGACCUGGAGACGGGAGGUAGCCAAGGAGGAGCAUGGUACAGAUGAUGCAGUUCAGAUGGAGCCGGUUCCUGUGUGAAAACUCCUGCAGGCACAUGUACAUGGCACUUAGUGACCACUCAAACUGGGAAUGAAAAUGUUGAGAACAGAUACAUGUCCGUGUACAUGUACCCGGUACCGGGUAACAUGAGGUGAUGAUGUACUCUGUUGAUUCCAUCAUACAUCUGUUGUGUACGUAUAUUGUACGAACUACACGUACAUGUAUUGGAGUAUAAAUGUGAGGUCCAAACGUGUGACAUUUUGGCAUCCCUGUUACACCUGACCUGUGUAUAAUUUGAUAUGAAAAUAUCAUUGAAAUUGACUUCAAACUACAUGUAUAUUAAAUAGUUUAGCAGGUAAUUUGCAAAUUUCAUAAUCACUCUUGGAGGUAGAAGGCAUGAAAAAACAUAUUCUAAAUUUACAAGAUCUGAUGUCGAUGUAACACGGACAUCAAAAAAAUUGGACCCUAAAUGAACUUUUCUAUACCAAUUAAAUUUUACAAUCUAAUACCGUUAGGCAUUGUAUACUUUAAUUAAUUAACUCCAGUGUACAGGUGCCUGAAUCCCUCAAAAUCCACAUCCCUGUUUUGUAGGAUUUCGGUGGAUUCAGUAUACCUCCACAUUGAAAAUGUUGGGGGAUUUUGAUGGAUUCAGGACAAAGCCAAGUGGUACUGCAGGAUUUUGAUGUAUUCAGGAUACCCCCACAUUGAGCAGUUGGGGGACUUUGACAGAUUCAGGAUCUCAACAGUUCAACUCUGGCUACAUGUAUGUUUGGUGUGUACGAGGUACAAUGUACUACAGUGGUGGAUUCUGAUGGACUCGAGUGGAUUCUGAUGGACUCAGGACACCAACAUUUUUUUUUGCAUGACAAAAUUGGUGGAUUUUGGCGGAUGCAGGAUUCUUUCUAGUAAAAGUGCUCAAGGGGUUAGGGUUAAGUUUGUGACCUCAUGCCUCAUUCUCCACAUGAACAAUGUACAUGUAUUGCCCCAGAAGGCAACCAAUGUGAGCAGCGCAAAUGAUGUACAUGUACAUGUACCAGUACAUGUACAUACAUGUACCUUGUACUGGGUACAUACAUGUACAUGUACAAUCAAUUCUCCAUCAGCCACCCUGAAGAACAUUUUUUAAUGGAAUGUUAUGCUGUGUCUAUUGGCCAAUUUCAUGUGUUUGAGGUAUGGCAGACACAAUACAUGUACAUGUAGGAGGGCGGUGCUUGAUUUCCGUAAAGUCUUUUAGUGAGUUUUACCUGCAAUGUACAUUGUAAACUAAAUUGCUUCCUCAUAUGGUGUCAGCCAUAAAUAUGGUGUCAGCCAUAUAAAAAUAGGCCAAUGACAUUUAUUUAAAAUGCAUGACUAAUAACCUAAACAAGUGUGAUUACAUGUGUAAUUGUAUGCUGCAUGUUUUUAUAUUGUGCUGCACUGCAUGUACAUGACGUGUACAUCAUGCUAUCAGUAUUCAUUCUUUUGAUACCGUAUGUUUAUAAAUAUAAUGCUGAAUGUACAAUGUAUUACGAAAUGUAUUUUCAGUCUUGUAUUCAGGGAGCUAUUGUAGUACAUGAGUUUUAACAUUUGGGUUCAACAUGGAGGUGCAGGUACAUGUGGGAAUCCUUCAUGGGUUCAGCCUCUUACCGAUCCAAUUUUAUCAAUUGAUCUGUUUGUUUCUCCUGUUGAGUACUCAGGCUGCUUUCAUGUGUGUCAUUAUC
Messenger RNA from Patiria miniata (bat star), 2840 nucleotides. RefSeq lists its product as uncharacterized. The record is from RefSeq and is a predicted model, not a curated record. The transcript has 2 exons. NCBI's taxonomy places the organism in Eukaryota, Metazoa, Echinodermata, Asteroidea, Valvatida, Asterinidae. Bases 211 to 1179 code for a protein of 322 amino acids.